AUGGAUUUGGUGUUCUCUUUCGUAUCCCGUAACUAUAAAAGAGGACGACCGUUCUUGGAAAUCGGUCUAGGUUUGUUCGACCGGUGCGGAAUCGAGAACACGAAAACACUGACUGUGAGCGACGAACCGAAUCAUAUAGGCAUUCCUCGGAGAUUCUUCCGCGCGGCCUACGACCUUCAAGUUACCUGUCGGGUGUGGGCCGGGUAUAACGUACUUGCCGACACGAUCGCGAUGAGACAAAACUCGUACAAUUUUACUUGCAUCGUAAGAACGCGUCUGCCCACGGCCCUGAGGCAAAGCGAUCCUCAUAUCGCUGUGCACUGUCGUCAGCAGGAAAAAUCCUCGCCGACUGAAUGGCAGCAUGCGGUUGAUAUGGUUUUGCAGAAACAUUUAGCGGCAGGACAUUCUAAAGCUUCCGUAGAGGAGGACGCAACUACUCUUUUUAAAACGUUUCUCACUCCGGAAAUGGCAACGGCGAUGCAACUCUUGCCCCCGAAGGUAACAAAGGCCUUUCGGUCUUUCCUUAAGCGCUCCAGGACAUGUUGCACACGAAACCAUCCGCAUGACGACUUUCAGAACCCACCAGACUUUGCGCAAUUUUUGAAAGCUGCGCGAGGGGACCCUUGGGCUGCGAGCAAGCGGUUGGCCUCCUAUUGGACCGAGCGUGAGAUGAUGUUUGGUUCCCAACAGGAACAUACUUAUGGACCGUCGUCUGGUUGGCUGUCCAAGCGAGAGAAGGACGCCCUCAAGUCUAAUUUCUUAGUGAUUCUUCCCAUGUCCGAGGCGCGAUCUCUGCCGGUCUUGUUCUGGGACCCCUGGUGCUCGCCGUUCGAAGGUCGCGAGGAUGCUUUAUCACAAAGACGGGUCUUGUUUUACAUGUUGGCCAUUUUAUCCGAGCAGGGCAACGAAUCGAUUCGCAUUCUGAUACGAGAAGAUAUAGCAGCAUGCUCCUCUUUCCAAGAAGUAGACCAAGCCCUGUACCAUACUUUGACGAGCUGGAUUGGGUCUAUUUUGCCCCUCACAGUCCAGGACAUACACGUAUGUUCCUUUCAUGACGGCAAGAAGUCAUGGUUGUGGAAAUCAACUGGGCUCUCCAGUGUCUGGGGAUCUCAGGCACACAUACACGACUACGAUUCUGCGGUUCAAUUGUGUAAAAUUCUCGAGCAGAACUCAUUCCGCCGGGCCUACCUGCCUACUUCCCUUGGUGGCGGAUGGCGGUCGACGCACAACAAGGCCAACUCAUUGCCAGAAAGUGCUUUGUCACGUCAUCGUCGCUCAUUUGAUCGAAUACUAAUGCUCAUCCCGCAGAAGGAAAAGCUUGGCUAUCUGCAGGCCAUUCGAAGAGCGCCGCUAUUAGUUGAGGAAGAGUCGCCACCAGAGCUAUUCAUUCGGCACGAAAGGAACCAUUCGAUGAAGGCAGUAAGGCGCUUUUUGACGUACUGGGAGGAACGUGUGAAAAUUUAUGAGGACCGAGUGUUCUUGCCUAUUGUUCAGACAGGCGAGGGUGCUUUGGGGCCUGCAGAACUUGAAGCUUGGAAGACUCGCUACCUAGUCGAUUUACCUCAGGACGAAUGUGGACGUGGGAGCCUUUGCUACUCUCCAGGACGUAUUACGAUCGAAGGACCCGAACGGCUUCGAUGUGCAUUUUAUGCCUUUUCUCUCCUUAUGCAGAACGAACGAUCGCUGGAUGAAGGGUUUCUUGUUGUUGCAAUGUUCGAUAACCCCGGCUUCUAUCGUGCUACUGGGCGUACUAAGCCAGCCGACCUACUUCGCCGAGCGUUCCCUUGCCGCCUUCGCGAGCUCCAUUUGGUGCAAUGCUUACACUCAGGAGAAAAGUUUUCCUUCUUUAAGCGACUGGUUCCCACAAUCAUCGGUCUUUACGCAUUUGAUCAUUUUAAAAUCCAUUCUGGCUAUUCUCGCUGGGAAAUCCGAGAAAUUUUGGAGGCAAAUAAUUUAAGGGCCCACAGGUUCCCAGAAUGGCUUGGUGGAGAACUUACAAUUCAAAAACUUGAUGAAAUAGAAUGCGUCCGAGCGGUGGAAGAGAAGGAAAGGUGCUCGAAGCAAAAUUGGCCUGUCAGAAGGAGUACUGGUCGACGUGGGGCAAAGCUCAAAGUUGUUCCCGAGACUGAAUUGGAUCACCUCACACAUGAUGAGAGGAAACGCAAAAUGGACGCUAUCUACUCAAAGCGAAAACGGGCGAGACGGAAGGCCAAGUAUGGAGCACUUCAAGAAGAAUUUUCGACUGAAUUAAUCAUGAAUAUGUCUUUGAGAUCUGAAGAGAAACGACUUGAAGAUCUUUUAAAGCAGGCAAACCAAAUUGUAGCGGUAGAUCAUCAACUCUCAGUCGCUAACGAAAGUGUUCCCUCAAUUUUAGAAAGCAUCGCACAUGAGCAGCUGGUCGCUGAGUUCUUGAAAGAGCACACAUUGCAAUCUUUAGUGACUCCUGUAGGGCAUUUGAAAAGUUAUAACAGUUCUGACCUGAUCACUGCUGAGACGACUUUCAUGGACACUGCUUUUGAGUCACUGACCAGCUGGAUGGAUUACGCCGUCGUGAAGCUCUGAUUGAAGCCCGAGCUCGACAGGGUUUGACCGUUCCUCAUUCAUGGAGCGAAGUUCCUUCUGUGAAUUCAAGUAACCACAACGUUCCUUUGCCAGCCAAUGGAUUACAGGGUUUUUUGGCGUCAACACGCGAUGUGCUAAAUACUUUUUGGCAGAGCCGUCCACAUCGAAAAAAGGAGCCGAAGGGAUAAAAUGGUAGAGGUACAUAACGGUAAUUAUGUUGAUCACUCAGGAUAUGCGUGACUACAUUCGCGAACUGGAGAUACCUGCUCUUAAGAUGAGGUAGGCUGGGAUUAGGGCCUCGAAAAUUGCAGCAAUGAGCAUGUGAGAAAUGAAGGGUAGAACCAAUUUGCCUACC
Messenger RNA from Phaeodactylum tricornutum CCAP 1055/1, 2917 nucleotides. RefSeq lists its product with no specific name. The transcript is spliced from 3 exons. The record is from RefSeq and is a predicted model, not a curated record. NCBI's taxonomy places the organism in Eukaryota, Bacillariophyta, Bacillariophyceae, Surirellales, Neidiaceae. The coding region runs from base 1 to 2562 and encodes 853 amino acids.